Megalobrama amblycephala (Wuchang bream) is the source of this 2081-nucleotide messenger RNA. Its product is annotated as olfactory receptor 6N1-like. Lineage: Eukaryota; Metazoa; Chordata; Actinopteri; Cypriniformes; Xenocyprididae. Gene Ontology annotation, biological process: G protein-coupled receptor signaling pathway. The coding region runs from base 211 to 1158 and encodes 315 amino acids. The transcript has a single exon. Gene Ontology annotation, molecular function: olfactory receptor activity; G protein-coupled receptor activity. The record is from RefSeq and is a predicted model, not a curated record. Gene Ontology annotation, cellular component: membrane.
AGAGAUUUUGGUAAGAUUUUAAUUAUUUUAAUUAUUUCAUUUGAAGAACCAGCGUAUACUACCUUUAGCAUACUAAAUAUAUUUCUGUUGGAUAACAAGACUGAAUAGCUGACUAUCUGAUCAUUUAAAAUCAUCCAACUUUCAAUUUCAAAUCAACCUAUUUUAGUGCAUAAUGAUAUCACUAUCACAAGAUUUUGCAUAUCAUUCCUGAUGCAGCCACCACUAGAGAAUGAAUCCAUUGUCUUAGUAUUUACACUCUCUGGACUAAAUGAAACAAUGGGAAACAGAUUUGUGUUUUUUUCUUUGACUGCAUUGUAUUAUCUAUUAAUUGUGUUGUGCAAUGUAACCAUAAUUUACACUGUAAUCUCGCAGAAGAGGCUUCAUGAGCCAAUGUAUGUCUUUAUAUGUAAUUUGUGUAUAAAUGGACUUUUUGGCACUGCUGGAUUCUACCCUAAAUUCAUGUAUGAUUUAUUAUCCCAGUAUCAUGUGAUUUCUUAUGCUGGAUGUCUGCUUCAGAUAUUUGUCAUUUAUUCAUCUGUUCUGUGUGAUUUUUCAACAUUAACAGUGAUGGCAUAUGACAGAUAUGUGGCAAUAUGUAGACCACUGGAGUAUCAUUCAAUAAUGACCAAUCAGAGGAUUCUUGAAUGUAUCCUUUUCUGCUGGCUAUCUCCAUUUUUUUGCAUGUGUGUUGGAGUUGUAUUAACAUCAAGACUAAAAUUAUGUGGCUCUAUUAUUGAAAAGCUUUAUUGUGAAAAUUGGUCAGUUAUUAAACUUUCCUGUUUUUCUACAACAGUAAAUAAUGUGAUUGGGUAUGUAGUCAUUAUUAUAUAUUUUGGACAUGCAAUACUGAUAUUUUGCUCAUACAUUCACUUGAUUGGAAAAUGCAUAAAGUCAAAAGAGGGCAAGCAUAAAUUCAUACAAACAUGUGUACCACAUCUUCUUGCAUUGCUCAAUGUGACCGUUGCAUUGCUGUUUGACGUGCUGUACACUCGUUAUGGUUCAAAAAAUUUGCCGCAAGAUUUACGUAAUUUCAUGGCUCUAGAAUUUUUACUCAUACCACCUAUUUUAAACCCCCUCAUUUAUGGACUAAAUCUGACAAGACUACGGAAGCAAGUCAUGAGAGUGUUUUUCAAAACAAAAGUGGAAAUAUCGGAUUGAAUAAGUCACAAACAAAGAUUUUUAUUAUCUUAAAUAUUAAACAACUUGUAUUAUGGAAAUUGUUUUAUUUUAUUCAAAACAAAGUACAAAUUGUAAUAGCUAGUAGGUUUUUCCUUUUCAGCCAUAUCAUAAGAAUUUCUCAUAUAUUGUUUUUUUUUUUUGUUUUUUUUGUUUUUUUUGUAUGAAAACAUAAAAUUAUGUAGGCCUACACUUAUUUUUAUGCUUCGUUGAUAUGUAUUUAACUAGAUGGAUUUAGCCUAACUUUCAUACAUGUUAAUGAAUUUAAAAAUGAAUGUAAUUGUAAUUAUGUUUUGAAAUUUAGUGGGGCAAAAGUCAGGAAUGAGAUUGGCCUCAAUUUUAUGUAUUUAGUAUUGGUCUCUGUAUUGUAUUGCUGGAUAUUUAACAGUUGCUCAGAUAUGCUCAGUGCAUCCCGAGAUUAAAAUAUACUGCCUGCCUAUAAUGGUCUGCAUUUAUAAAUGAAACAAACUUACACAUGUUCAAAAUCAUUUUUGAUGUUUUACAGUUGUGUAUACCCUAGUGAAAAAAUAGUAUACUUAAGCACAUUUUAUUCCUAUGUACUUUAGUUUAACUAAAUGUAUUUGUGGCAUGCUAUAAAUUGGUAUACUGAAAGUCUGCUAAACUGGAACAACCAAUUUUUUACUAAAUGCAUUUUAGUUGUCCAAAAGCAGUGCUGAAGUUCAACUAAAGUUGCAUUUAAUAUACUUGUUUAUGCUAAAGUGGAACUAUCCGAAGUAUACUUUAGUACACUUUAAAUAUACUCUUGUAUUUAAGAUUUAAAAUGCAGAAUUCACUCAGCAUAAUCCUCAAAUAUAUUUUGGUGAUGUUACAACUGCAGUUCAAUUACACUGUAAGAGUGUUGAACAUAGAUUAAUAUUAUACUGAUAACUUUUAGUGAUUUUAAA